Messenger RNA from Notolabrus celidotus (New Zealand spotty), 1467 nucleotides. Its product is annotated as deoxyribonuclease-2-beta-like. The transcript has 7 exons. Bases 391 to 1467 code for a protein of 358 amino acids. Gene Ontology annotation, biological process: apoptotic DNA fragmentation. The record is from RefSeq and is a predicted model, not a curated record. NCBI's taxonomy places the organism in Eukaryota, Metazoa, Chordata, Actinopteri, Labriformes, Labridae. Gene Ontology annotation, molecular function: deoxyribonuclease II activity.
AGUUACUUUAAUAAAACAUACAUGGAUAAAUAUUUGCCUAAGCUAAGAUACAAGUGCCCAGUCUGACUUUUUUUUUUCUUUUUAUCUUUGCUGAGGUUUUUUCCAUGUUCUUGAAAGCAUCCAGUCAAACUAUGCUCAACUGUGCACACAGAAGAUUUUAACAGGUAACAUUCAGCCUCUAAACAACAUUCAGGUUUCUCGGGUAAAAUGAAUGAAUUAUCUACAUUGACAUCCCUGCACAAAAACACAAGGAAGCAGACAGCAGAUCAGGUAUGAGCUAUGAGCUGUGAGUGUCAGUUUCGUUUCAUGGUGAGAUAUCACACCAGCACUCACACCAACAGCUUCACAGACAGACUGAAGAAGUGCAGAUGUUAGUGACUAGAAGUGACAAUGGAGAACUAUAUAAAGGUGAUGACACUCUUCUUCAGUGCCGGGAUUCUUUUUCAGGCCUGUGAUUCAGAUGUGAAAUGCAAGAAUGACAACGGAGCAGACGUAGACUGGUACAUUUUAUACAAGUUACCCCAAAAAAAAGGUGAUGGUGGUUUGUCGUAUGUGUACAUGGAUGAGAGCACAAACGGAUGGACACUCAGCAGGAAGAAAAUCGACAAUAUAUCUGGCUCUGUGGGGAACACACUGAAACCUCUUUUUGACUACUAUGACAGAAAGACUGAAGGCUUUGGAUACAUGCUCUACAACGAUCAGCCUCCACCUACGUAUAUUGCUCCUGCAUCAUUUGGCCACAGUAAAGGUGUUGUGUUGUUGGACAGACAAACUGGAGUUUGGCUUUCACACAGUACUCCAAAAUUUCCAACAUAUCGCAGUAAAGAGUUCUGGCCAAGCAGUGGAACUGAAAAUGCUCAAACAUUUAUGUGUGUCACUUACAAAUAUGAUCAAUUCAAAGAAAUAGGUUUGCAGCUUAAGUACAUCCAUGCCUAUUCAUACGACUCAGUCAUCCCAACAACCUUUUACAAUGAACUGCAAUGUGUUGCACAACGAAGUUGCUUCCCAAAUAAGGCCCCCUGGUUUCAUAAAACGGAGCUGACCUCAGUGGGCGGAAGUAAUUUCACUAGCUUCGCAAAAUACACACGUUUUAAGGAUGAUCUUUACUCUGGCCUGCUUGUUUUCCACCUGAAUCAGAAUCUCUAUGUUAAGAGCUGGGGAAAGAUGAAAGCCCCUUUGUCUUCAAACUGUAGCCUCAGCAUCCCUUACCAUGUGUACAAUGUGAAGAGCAUUAAUCUGACGGGGCAAUCAUUCACUAAUACUGCAGAUCACUCCAAGUGGUGUGUGACAGCUGGUGAGGGCUGGACCUGCAUUGCUGAUAUGAACAGGGAAGAGAGUCAGAUGAAGAGAGGCGGAGGUGCAAUAUGCACCGACAACAUUGCAGUUUGGGAGGCUUUUUACAAUUUGAAGUCAGAUUGUGAAAAAUGCAAACAUCCUCCUUCUUAUGCUGAAACCAGAGAGCUUUAA